CUGUUACAAAGAGAAGUGGCAAGGAACUACAAAAGGAUGGCACCUCUGUACAUCAGUUUUGGGUUCCUACUGAUUCUUGGAUCGGUGCAUGUCAGUUUAUCUUCCUUCUACGAUGGCGUGGAAGAGCUGGACAAUGAUAUAAUUCUCAACUCGGUUCAGGAGGCAAAAAAGCUGGUGGAUACUGCUUAUAAACGCACCCGGGAUGUCCUCAAGGCACGCCUAAAACAAAAAAAUGUGCGUCCCUCUGAUGUCAUGGCGUUCUUUAAGCAACCGGUAGCCACCAGCAGAACCCACAUCCGAGCUGCUGAUUAUAUGGGCACCACACUUGAACUCCUUUCAGAGAAGAUUCAGAGUGUUUAUAGGAGACCAUUCAACAUAACAGAUGUACUGACUGCCAACCAGCUUGACACAAUAUAUAAGGUUUCUGGAUGUGCUUUCUUACAUUUGUCAAGGCCUUGUCCCAAUAGCCGAUAUCGCACCUUCACAGGGGAGUGUAACAACAGGAGGUUUCCCAACUUUGGCGUCUCCAACAGGCCCUACACACGCCUGCUUCCAGCACAGUAUGAGGACAGCAGAUCCCUUCCCCGCGGGUGGACAGAGAAUCGAAGGAUCAAUGGAUUUAUGUUGCCUCUAGCACGGGCUGUAUCCAACCAGAUUUUGCAAUUUCCUGAAAGGGAACAGACCCUGGACAACCAACGCUCCCUCAUGUUUAUGCAGUGGGGUCAGUGGAUUGAUCAUGAUGUUGACUUGGCACCUGAAACACCUGCAAGGUCAAGCUUCUUGAAGGGAAUAGACUGUGACCACAGUUGUGCAAAGGAGCUGCCCUGCUUUCCUUUACGGAUUCCACCAAAUGAUCCACGGAUCCAAAAUCGAAGUGACUGUAUCCCACUCUUCCGCUCUUCUCCAGCUUGUGUGCCAGGACCUGUGCUAGAACAAAUCAAUGUUCUCACCUCUUAUGUUGAUGCCAGCCAGGUGUAUGGAAGCACCAAUGACUUAGCCAGAAUGCUUCGUAACAACACUGCCGGGCAGCUGGGCCUAAUGGCUGUUAAUACCAGGUUUACUGAUGGCGGCCUUCCCUACCUGCCCUUUAGCACAAUGAAAGAAGACUUCUGUGUUUUGACAAAUGAGACAUCAGGUUUACCCUGCUUUUUGGCUGGGGACGCCCGUGUCAGUGAGCAGCCUGGCCUGACUGCAUUCCAUACCAUUUUUGUGAGAGAACACAAUCGCAUAGCCAGAGAGUUACGCAGAAUAAACCCCAACUGGACAGGGGAGAUCAUAUUCCAGGAAGCGCGGAAAAUUGUUGGGGCAGUUGAGCAGAAAAUAAAUUACAAGGAUUAUUUACCGCUGCUACUUGGUUCUUCAAUGCCUCGAGUGCUUCCACGCUACACUACUUACAAUGACUCAGUGAACCCUGGAGCUUCCAAUGUUUUCAGCCUGGUCUUUCGCAUGGGCCACACAAUGAUCCAGCCCUUUAUCUUCAGGCUGGUAGAUGGUUACAGAGCCUCGUCGUCCCUUCCUCCAGUCCCUCUGCACCUUACCUUCUUCAAUACAUGGCGAGUCAUUCUCGAAGGUGGUGUUGACCCUCUCCUUCGUGGGCUUAUCGCCAAUAAAGCAAAGCUGAAUACACAAACCCAGAUUUUGGUGACUCAGUUAACGGAUCAUCUUUUUGAGCUGUUCAAGCGUCUCGGUCUUGAUCUUGGCGCAAUCAACAUGCAGCGCGGGCGCGAUCAUGGACUGCCAGGAUACAAUGCAUUUAGAAGAUUAUGUGGGCUUUCUCAGCCACGCAAUGAAUCUGAACUGGCUGCUGUGCUGAGAAACAAUCAACUGGCCCAGAAACUGAUAUCCCUUUAUGGGACACCUGAUAAUAUUGACAUCUGGAUGGGGGCUGUUGCUGAGCCAUUGAUUACCAAUGGCAGAGUGGGAGAACUGCUGGCUUGUUUGAUUGGGGACCAGUUCCGUAGGACCCGUGAUGGAGACAGAUUCUAUUAUGAAAGGGCCUCUGUAUUCACACCAGCUCAGCUGAGAUCAAUAGAAAGAGCUUCCCUUGCACGUAUUGUCUGUGACAACACAAGGAUCACAGAGGUCCCCCGAGAUGUAUUCAAGGCUAACAACUAUCCAGCCAAUUUUGUGCGCUGCUCAUCGAUUCCAGCUCUGGAUUUGUCCCCAUGGAGGAGAAGGAGAGGCGGAGAAGAACUGGAAGACCCUCCCAUGUAGGCAGCAGAAGGCAAUUUAUGGCUGGGUGCCAUUCUCUUUUUUUAUCGCCUCUGUGUACUUUCCGCAUAUCUGUAGGUUUGUCAUAAACAUCAAAGCAUAUAAGCAUUGUUCUGCAAUAUUAAUAUCAAACUAUAAUCUGUGUGUUUGCACUUAUUAAAUUACCCCAAAGGUAAAAUCUUUCCUUCUAUGCAGAGAUCUGUGGUGUUCUGUAGCUAUGUAAAUAGUAAAAUUAUCAGGCAGUUCCUAGAACAUAAGGGGUCAUUUACGUCGCAGAUGCAGCUUGUGCGUUUCCACUUCGAAACCAGACAGGAGCUCCAGGGUUGAUUUGUUUAUUGAUGGAUAUUGUGAUUUUUUUUACAAAUACAAUACUGUUGCUGCACAAUAACCUGGUAAAUAAAAAUGUUUAUGUAACUAUAGUA
This is a messenger RNA of Xenopus tropicalis (tropical clawed frog), 2633 nucleotides long. RefSeq names its product myeloperoxidase (gene mpo). Gene Ontology annotation, biological process: response to oxidative stress; cellular oxidant detoxification. The record is from RefSeq and is a predicted model, not a curated record. The transcript is spliced from 14 exons. Lineage: Eukaryota; Metazoa; Chordata; Amphibia; Anura; Pipidae. Bases 37 to 2214 code for a protein of 725 amino acids. Gene Ontology annotation, molecular function: oxidoreductase activity; heme binding; peroxidase activity.